Gossypium raimondii (Peruvian cotton) is the source of this 1357-nucleotide messenger RNA. RefSeq names its product short-chain dehydrogenase reductase 2a. The record is from RefSeq and is a predicted model, not a curated record. Bases 331 to 1230 code for a protein of 299 amino acids. The transcript is spliced from 2 exons. Lineage: Eukaryota; Viridiplantae; Streptophyta; Magnoliopsida; Malvales; Malvaceae.
AACUACCUACCUUCAAAAAUAUCCAUCUAAUUCAAUAUCCAUUCCCUUCGCUCAAACCAUCUAAAUAAAGGAGGGUUAUUGUUGUCAAAUUACUAUCCUUUUUCUUUGUCUUUCUUUCCUUAAUUUUUUACAAAGAAAAAUUGGGUACUAUAGAAAGGGCUGGAAUUAGAAUUUGCAAGGCACUCCAGGAGGCCUUACUGAUAAAGUAAGCUACAUACUAGCUUUAUUUCUGUAUAUAUAUCAUAUAGAGUAUCCCUUCUUUUCAUCUUUGCCUCUCUCUUCAUAUCAUCCCUUCCAUCCCUCUUUUGUUUGCUCUAUGUUGUAUCAACAAUGCCUGCUCAAGUUACACCUCAGAAAAUGAUUCAGGGAGUUGAUCUUGUAGAUAAAAAUACCACCACUCAGUUACUCUCACUAAGAAGGCUUGAGGAAAAAGUAGCGAUCAUAACAGGCGGCGCCAGAGGGAUUGGCGAAGCCACGGUUAGAGUUUUCGUGAAGCACGGAGCCAAAGCUGUGAUUGCUGAUAUUGCGGAUGCAGCUGGCAUUGCCUUAGCAAACUCAUUGGCACCUUCAGCAGUUUAUGUACAUUGUGAUGUAAGCUCAGAAGAGGACGUAGAAAUGUUGAUAAAUAGAACAAUUUCAUUAUAUGGGAAACUGGACAUUCUGGUCAACAACGCUGGAGUUCUUGGGAACCAAUCCAAGAGGAAAAGCAUCAUUGAUUUUGAUGCUGGUGAGUUUGACCGAGUAAUGCAAGUGAAUGUGAGAGGAGUGGCACUUGGAAUGAAGCACGCAGCAAAAGUGAUGAUGCCAAGAAGAAGUGGUUGCAUAAUUUCCAUGGCAAGUGUAGCAGGUUGCAUGGGAGGGCUUGGACCUCAUGCUUACACGGCCUCAAAACAUGCCAUUAUAGGGCUUACGAAGAACACUGCUUGCGAGUUAGGGCAGUAUGGCAUCAGGGUGAACUGCAUAUCUCCCUUUGGGGUGGCCACAUCCAUGCUCAUCAAUGCAUGGAGAAGUAGUGAUCAAGUGGAUCAUGAGGAGUGCACGGAUUUGGAAGCGGAGGAGAUGGAGGAAUUUGUGAGAGGAUUAGCCAAUCUAAAGGGUGUGACUCUCAAAGCCAAAGACGUGGCUGAGGCUGCUCUUUAUAUGGCUAGUGAAGAAUCCAGGUACAUAAGUGGUCAUAACCUUGUGGUCGAUGGUGGCUUCACCAGCUUCAAAAAUUGUGUAGCCUUGUAGAAUUGGUAGUCUAUUUUCAUUUCUUUACUAAUUAAUUUGUGUGUUGAGGAGCAGAGCAUUGUAACAACAUAUAUUAGUAAUGAUUUGUUUCAGUGUCACGAUGAAUUUAAUCUAUCCAUGUUUACUA